Molecule: messenger RNA, 1552 nt
Organism: Quercus robur (English oak)
Lineage: Eukaryota; Viridiplantae; Streptophyta; Magnoliopsida; Fagales; Fagaceae
Product: probable transcription factor At1g11510
Exons: 3
Coding region: 182-1249 (355 amino acids)
Biological process (GO): regulation of DNA-templated transcription
Cellular component (GO): nucleus
Source: RefSeq, a predicted model, not a curated record
AUUUUAGUUGCAUUCAUCAGGCGCCGGCCCGCCGGUGCAGGCUUCGAAACUCUACGACUCCACGUGGACCUCCGAACUAACCAAUCACAAGAAUUCACACCCCACGAAGCCCAAUUUCGAAAAUUUCAGGCUUUUCAGUUUCCACAAAUCCAAGGGUCAAGAAUAAAUCUUAGAACCAAAUAUGACAAAAAUUAAAAGGCCAGAACUCCUCCCCUUUUCUCCUUCGCAUCGUCCAAUACAAGUACAAAUACACCACGGAUUCAUAAAACCCUCUAACUUCCAAAACCCUAACAAAUUUCUUUUUCUUUCCCUAAUGGCUCGGAAACAACGUCCAUCUCAUCUGGAUGAUCAUCGAGCUGUUUCAUCUUCUGCUGAAGAAGAAGAAGAACAAACUUUAUCCGAUGAUGAUGAAGAAGGAGAACAGGAAGAAGAAGAAGAAGGAGGAGAACAAAGUUCAUCUGAAGAACAAGAUGAAGCAGCUAAAAUUGAAUCUUUACCAUCCGCUCCACCAGUGAAACCCCAUUCUUCAUCAUCCGGGUCGGAAACCAAACCCAUGGAACCCGAAUCGACGAGGUUCACGAGAUCCUCCACCAUGAAGAAGAAGCGUCCAAACAGUGAAAUGGAAACGACGCCGUCGAAGCGGGUCAAGAAGAAAGACCCAAAAUCCGAAGGCGGUGGCGGUGGGGAAGAGAAGAAGCUUUUCCAGAGGCUGUGGAGCGACGACAAUGAAAUAGAAUUACUGAAAGGGAUGUUGGAUUACAGAGCUAUACACGACUCGGAUCCCGCCGCAGAUGCCGCCGCGUUUUACGAGUUCGUUAAGAAGAGUCUCCACGUGGAAGUUACCAAGGCCCAACUGGUGGAUAAGAUGAAAAGGUUAAGGAAGAAGUACCGCAAUAAUGCUGGGCGGGGAAAGAAAGGUAAAGACCCGACCUUUUCGAAACCCCACGAACGAAAGACAUAUCAACUGUCCAAGAAAAUCUGGGGCUGCACUGCCACUGCCACUGCCACUGCCGCUGAUGAUGGGGUUUCGGGGAGAUGUUUGAAUGAGAUGUUAUUCUUUAAUAAGAAUGUGGUGUUGGAAGAGAGUUUGAUAAAGAAAGGACUUGAAUUGAUUGGUCAACAGAAGAGGCUGGAAUUGGAGGAGAGGUGGAAGAGGGUGGAGUUGGCUGCGUUGCAAACGUAUGUCGCUCGGACUGAGUUGCUUAGGGACCAGGCCAGCUUGAUUCUUGAGGCAUACAAGGGCCAUUGAGAGGUUGGAUAAACCAUUGUCUAUACUUAUUAAUGCUAAAGCAUAUUGCAAGGCUAUUGGGCAACAUUUUGGACAGUAUUUUGGAUAGAAUUUUGGACUGGUAUUUUUGGACAGCAUAGAUGACUUGGACAAUUUUCCAAGUUAACAAUUUAGACAAUUGGUUGCCCAGCUUUGUAGCAACUCUUUUGGAAAUCUUUUGGAACUAAUGAAGUUACUCAAGCAUGAUAAAUUCUCAGUGUAUGUUUAUAAUACCUCUGUUUAAACACUAAGCAUAUAUGCAAACGAAGAUUAAUUUUUAUGCAA